This is a messenger RNA of Penicillium lagena, 576 nucleotides long. RefSeq lists its product as uncharacterized. The transcript is spliced from 2 exons. The record is from RefSeq and is a predicted model, not a curated record. The coding region runs from base 1 to 576 and encodes 191 amino acids. Lineage: Eukaryota; Fungi; Ascomycota; Eurotiomycetes; Eurotiales; Aspergillaceae.
AUGGCUCGAAUCACCGAUGCCAUUGCCAAAGACCACCGUCUACUCGAGUCCUACUACGAGACGAUCGUACGUGCCGAGGACGCCGAUGAGCGGACACGCUUCCAAAACCAGUUUAUCUGGGAGCUAGCUCGACACUCAGUGGCUGAGGAGCUGGUUGUCUAUCCAGCGAUGGCAAAAUACCUGCGCAAUGGGGAUCAGCCAGUGGACAAGGACCGGCAGGGACAUCAGACACUCAAAGAACGCCUCAAGAACUUCCAGGACUUGAACUGUUCCGAUCCGCGCUUCAUUCCCACGAUCACCAUGCUGAUGGAGGACCUCUCCAAGCACAUCCACGACGAAGAGACCAUGGACCUCGUCAAGCUAGAGGGUGCCAUCACCGCAGAGGAGAGCAGGCGGCUGGCCAAGUCGCUCCGCCGCACCAAAAUCUUUGUACCAUCCCAAGCACACCCCGAAGCACCGGACAGGCCACCAUUCGAGUCGGCGGUGGGGUUGCUGGUGGCUCCAUUUGAUCACUUACGGGAUAUCCUGCGUAAGUGGCCGGAGGAUAUCUUUUAUCCGAAUACGUCCAUGGAUUAG